Lingula anatina is the source of this 2821-nucleotide messenger RNA. RefSeq lists its product as uncharacterized. Gene Ontology annotation, cellular component: cell periphery; cell septum. Gene Ontology annotation, biological process: chitin biosynthetic process. The record is from RefSeq and is a predicted model, not a curated record. Gene Ontology annotation, molecular function: chitin synthase activity. Lineage: Eukaryota; Metazoa; Brachiopoda; Lingulata; Lingulida; Lingulidae.
UCCAUAUUCACAAUCAAAUCUGAGCAAAAGUUAAUACAAGUGUCCAUAUGGAAAACAAUCUAUAGGCAGGUUUAUAUAUUAUUCAUAAUUUGAGGCAGAUACGCAAUACGAGGUAUUGUUACUUUUCCCUUCUCUGUGCAAAUCAAAAGACCCCCCUCCCCCCUUGCAUUUGUUUUAUAUCACUUCUACACUGGAAUGGUUUGUGGUCGUUAUCGUUGAAUGUUAAUUCUAUCUGUUUGGGGAUGAUAAGGGAAGGGAGGAUAUCGGUAUCAUGGAACAUGCACGAGACAAGAAUGAUAUUAAAUACCAACAGAUAACCUACAGAUCAUCUACCUGUGAGUGGUUCAUCGAAAUCAAAUCAUACACUUCAUAGUGAGUAUUAUACUGCCACUCGGAAAUAUUCUCUGCACGUCUGAUUUUCCGUGUUGAGUUGAAAUGGCCUACGAGCAAGUUUGGAAUUUUCCUGGAAAACGGUUUAAUCUUACAGUAAGCGAGAGACCAGAGGAAGCAGCUGCCGUAUUUGCAGAAGAUGGAGACAGCAUCCAACGGGAAGAAGGUUCUGAACAGAAAUGCUACCGCAUCACAAAGAUAGUUGUCUCCUUCCUAACGGUGAUAGCGGUACUUUUCUGCGUCGUCGCUAGCAAAAUAUCCGCCAUUGCGGUGGCACAGUCGCUAGGAGACCACGUCAAUGGCACGUUCCUCGACGUUGACGAAGUGGCAACGCCACUGACGUUUUUCUACAAACCUUACGCUGGAGAUACAUCUAACCACACAGCAGGGGCAGGGGAACUGCCAGAGUAUCAACAAGUGACGAUUUUCAUGCUGGUGUUACUUUUGGGAAUUCCGUACGUCUUCUCUUUGGCUAGAUGUAUCUGGGUCGGAGGAUUCAGUUGUGGCUGCGAUAAGAACUCAAGCAAACCUUGGCCAUCUGUUGGAGCAAUACUUGUGGGGUUUGUGUCAAGUGUCUUUGAGGUUACUGGGCUUUGGCUGGUUGUGCUACUUCUCUUUCCUUGGAUGUCAGCCUUCACGGCCCUAGCCGUGUCAACAACAGUGUUCAUCUGGCCAAACAUAUGGGCAACGGUGGAACCAUUCCUCCUCAGACUUUCCUGUUUCCGCUACGAUAAAAUCGACAAGAUGGAGGAUUCUGGUAGCAGUGACGCAGCAUUCGGGGUCGGAUGCAGCAGCAAGGCGGAAACGGUCGUCAACAUGGUGUUUGUCGUCCUCAACAUUUUGGGACUGUGUCUGUUAGCGGUGUUUCAACAAAUUGAUAUGGAAGCGCACUACAGGGCAUCCGACGCGUGGCUUCUACCCAUUGUUUGCUUUUUGUUGACUUUUGCAUGGUGGCCGUGGAUGCUAAAGAGACAGUUGAUAAAGUCUGGGGUGCAUGGGGGAAACGGAGAGAGUGACAGAUUUGGACAUCAGAAACCAGACAAGUUAGUCAGAUGGAAAGCGGGAAUUCUUUCUAACUUUUGGAAACUGGUACUGACCUUCACCCUCCCUAUGCUUUUUAGCUAUGUGAGAUAUGGUAACUAUUCUUAUUUCACGUUCCUUACGAGACCCGUGUGGUACGUCCAUCUUCGCCUACUAACGCAUCCGGCAUUUGGAUACUUCCUUCUCAAUAUUUUGACAAGCUUCGGGGGCUACAUCUUCACUUGGUUUGCAGACUCCAUCAACGCUGGGUUUGACGUUAAGAAAACGGUGGCUGGGAGGUUCAAUAUCAAGACUUACCUGUCGAUUUUCUUCAUCCCGCUAAGUCUUGCCACACCUAUUGCCGCGUUCGUCGUUGGGGAAGUCAACACGUGCUCUCUUCUGCCUCACUUCCACUGUGACUCUCUAACUGGCCACCAGGCCGCUAUUGGCGUCUUAGCAAUAGUGAUAUUGUUCAUUGUGAAUUUUUUCUCCAUUGGCCGCUUCAUUCUGAAUAACAAAACACUGGUACUGGCGAAAGAAUCACAGUUGUUUUGGUUGUCAAGUUAUAACGGAGUGAUGUUAGAACAAUGGCUGUGGUUGAAUAGGAAGACAUACCGCACAGACACAACCAAACGUAACCCAGAUCAUCUCAGAAAGGAAGCCACUAUAUACAUUAACACAACCAUGUAUAAUGAGUCUGCUGAAGAAAUGGGUCAACUCCUACAGUCCCUACGGCGCGUGCGCGAUGACCGACAUGCCAACUCCCCCGCCUAUUAUUCCCACAUCUGGCUUGAUGGUGCUUUCGAUACUAAAAAGAAAGGAGAUGUUUUUAACACGAAUACUCUGAGACUGUUGUCGUUGCUGCAAGAUAUUUUUGAUGUUAGCUUCGCGCCCGGAGAUAAAGGUUUCGAGAAGGUGAGGACCAAAUAUGGCAUGCGUCUGACGUGGAAAUUCCCGCUGAAUAGUACGGAGGCCCUGGAGGACCCCGAAAGGUACACCAUGAGUCUUAAUCUUCAUCUUAAGGACAACAGAAAGGUGAAGAAUAAGAAAAGAUGGAGUCAGAUCAUGUAUUUGUCCUUAGUGCUUGACUACCUUAACCAGAAGCCGAGAGAGGGAGCCACUGCGGAGGAACUGAAACAAUGGGAGCAAAGACUCCAGAACAGUUACAUUCUCGCCACCGACGCAGACGUCAAAUUUACAUUGCCUUCUGUGGAGGCGUUGUUAGAAAUCUAUCUUAGGGACGACUCGCUUAGGAUAGGGGCGGUGUGCGGUAGGACGCACCCCUUGGGUUCACAGGUGCAACCCGUAGUAUCAUACCAGGUUUUUGACUAUGCUGUUGGACAUUGGUUUCAAAAGGUAUUCUAUUUGAAAAAUCUAAGAUCUUUGUAAUAUAUAUUGUAUGCAAAUAAGG